AUGGAAAAAGCUGUGAUACACUUCAUCAUCCUGGUGGCCAUCUCAGUGCCAGUUUCCGAUGUCAUGGUAACUCUCAACAGCACAGACUUGGUGGAGUUCAACAGCUCUGUCCGUCUGUCCUGCUCCUCCUCUGGAUCCUCUCUCUCUUUCCUCUGGCUGAACGGCAGCUCUGAGGUUACAGCCAGUGACAGAGUUCAGCUCACCGAUGGAGGCUUCACUGUCACUAUAGUCAGUGUGACCCGCUACGACCAGGGACCAUUCAAAUGUCAGGUGUCCAACCCAGUCAGUAAUGGAGCAAGUGCUCCAAUAAACCUCUUCAUUAACUUGCGUGUUGCCAGUGUUGUGGUAACUUCAAACACAACAGACAUGUUGGAGUACAGUACUGUCCGUCUGUCCUGCUCCUCCUCUGGAUCCUUCCUCUCUUUCCUCUGGCUGAACAGCAGCUCUGAGGUCAAAGAAAGUGACAGAGUUCAGCUCAGUGAUGGAGGCUCCACUCUCACUAUAGUCAGUGUGACCCGCUAUGACCAGGGACCAUUCAGGUGCCAGGUGUUUAAUCCUGUUAGCAAUGACACCAGUGGUCCAGUAAACCUCUCCAUCAACUAUGGCCCAGAAAAUAUUAUUCUCACAAUAUCUCCGUCACAAGAAAACUAUGUGGAAGGGUCAGACAUCACCCUGUCCUGUUCAGCUGACUCAAGACCUGCUGCCCUGUUCCAGUGGUUUCUGAAUGGAGAUCUGCUGUCUGAUACUGGACCAGAGCUCAGACUGAUGAACAUUCAGGAGAGUCAAAGUGGGAACUACAGCUGUCAAGCCUUUAACAAUAAAACUCUGAGAUAUGAAAUGUCUCAGCCUGCAGCCAUCUCUGUACUGGUGCGUGUUGCCAAUGUUGUGGUAACUUCAAACACAACAGACAUGUUGGAGUACAGUACUGUCCGUCUGUCCUGCUCCUCCUCUGGAUCCUUCCUCUCUUUCCUCUGGCUGAACAGCAGCUCUGAGGUCAAAGAAAGUGACAGAGUUCAGCUCAGUGAUGGAGGCUCCACUCUCACUAUAGUCAGUGUGACCCGCUAUGACCAGGGACCAUUCAGGUGCCAGGUGUUUAAUCCUGUUAGCAAUGACACCAGUGGUCCAGUAAACCUCUCCAUCAACUAUGGCCCAGAAAAUAUUAUUUUGACAAUAUCUCCGUCACAAGAAAACUAUGUGGAAGGGUCAGACAUCACCCUGUCCUGUUCAGCUGACUCAAGACCUGCUGCCCUGUUCCAGUGGUUUCUGAAUGGAGAUCUGCUGUCUGAUACUGGACCAGAGCUCAGACUGAUGAACAUUCAGGAGAGUCAAAGUGGGAACUACAGCUGUCAAGCCUUUAACAAUAAAACUCUGAGAUAUGAAAUGUCUCAGCCUGCAGCCAUCUCUGUACUGGCGCGAGUUGCCAAUGUUGUGGUAACUUCAAACACAACAGACAUGUUGGAGUACAGUACUGUCCGUCUGUCCUGCUCCUCCUCUGGAUCCUUCCUCUCUUUCCUCUGGCUGAACAGCAGCUCUGAGGUCAAAGAAAGUGACAGAGUUCAGCUCAGUCAUGGAGGCUCCACUCUCACUAUAGUCAGUGUGACCCGCUAUGACCAGGGACCAUUCAGGUGCCAGGUGUUUAAUCCUGUUAGCAAUGACACCAGUGGUCCAGUAAACCUUUCCAUCAACUAUGGCCCAGAAAAUAUUAUUUUGACAAUAUCUCCGUCACAAGAAAACUAUGUGGAAGGGUCAGACAUCACCCUGUCCUGUUCAGCUGACUCAAGACCUGCUGCCCUGUUCCAGUGGUUUCUGAAUGGAGAUCUGCAGUCUGAUACUGGACCAGAGCUCAGACUGAUGAACAUUCAGGAGAGUCAAAGUGGGAACUACAGCUGUCAAGCCUUUAACAAUAAAACUCUGAGAUAUGAAAUGUCUCAGCCUGCAGCCAUCUCUGUACUGGGUAAGUUUCAGUGA
Molecule: messenger RNA, 1968 nt
Organism: Anoplopoma fimbria (sablefish)
Lineage: Eukaryota; Metazoa; Chordata; Actinopteri; Perciformes; Anoplopomatidae
Product: carcinoembryonic antigen-related cell adhesion molecule 5-like
Exons: 8
Coding region: 1-1968 (655 amino acids)
Source: RefSeq, a predicted model, not a curated record